Molecule: messenger RNA, 18920 nt
Organism: Impatiens glandulifera
Lineage: Eukaryota; Viridiplantae; Streptophyta; Magnoliopsida; Ericales; Balsaminaceae
Product: chaperone protein ClpB4, mitochondrial-like
Exons: 87
Coding region: 231-18827 (6198 amino acids)
Biological process (GO): cellular response to heat; mitotic sister chromatid cohesion; protein refolding
Cellular component (GO): chromatin; nucleus; cytoplasm
Molecular function (GO): ATP binding; ATP hydrolysis activity
Source: RefSeq, a predicted model, not a curated record
AAGGAGCUGAGGGGCCAAGUGAUUCAGAAGUGAGAAAUAAAAAACAGUUGGGGAAGAAGGUGUCUGUUAGAGAUACAACCGAAAGUAAGUCUACACCUGUGGUAGGUGGACAAGGAAGAAAGACGGCAACUAUAGAUAAGAAAGGCACUAGUAGCAAUAUUGACAUAUCGUCGUUGAAACGGAAAAGUGGGGGGAAAAGUAGCCAGGUCAAAAGUAACUCUGACAAGGAUAUGACUUCAAAGUCUUCUUCCAAAGCCCACAAAAAGGAUCUUCAAAUUUCACCAAAACGUUACAACAAAUUGCUUGAUGAUGAAAGUGAGGAUCAUAUGGUGGAAGAAACUCCCAAGAUAAAAUCUAAGACCAAGCGUAAUUCAGGAAAAGAUAAAGAAACUCAACAUCCGACAAAACCUUCCUCAACAUCGCCUGAAGAUAUAGAUUAUUCAGAGGAAACUCCUAAGUUAAGUUCCAAGAGGAAGCGCGGUGGAAAAGAUGAAGCUUCAGGUGAUAUAAAAUAUAAUGACAGUUUGGUUGGUUCCAAGGAUAAAGUAUGCUGCCCGGAUGAUGCACAGAAGAAUAACAAGAACAAGAUGACGUCUUCGGGAGAAAAACUCGGAGAUCAGCUUGUCAAAGCUGGGAAUAAUCUCCUUCCGCCUCCAACUUCGGUUGAUGAACUGCUUGAAAAGCUUGACCAUAUUGAGGCUCUCCUAAUAAAAGUGGAACAGUUGCCACCCAAGUCGAUGUUAGAGGCUAUUAUUCCAUUGAUUAAAUCAUUGGUUGCAAAUGAACUUAUAAAACAUUCAGAUAUAGAUGUGAAAGUUGCAGUUGCCUGUUGUAUCAGUGAGAUAACCAGAAUCACUGCACCGGAAGUUCCAUAUGAUGAUGAGAAGAUGGAGGAGGUCUUUGAGUUGAUUGUAUCCUCGUUCGAAAACUUAUCUGACAAGUCAAGCCGUUCAUACACCAAAAGGACCUCGAUUUUAAAAACAGUUGCUAAUGUUAGAUCAUGUGUGAUCAUGUUAGAUCUGGAAUGUGAAUGGCUUAUUGCUGACAUGUUUCAGCACUUUCUGAAAACCAUAAGGGAUUAUCAUCCAAAGAAUGUCUUUUCUUAUAUGAUGGCCAUUAUGGUACACGUACUGGAAGAAAGUGAAGACGUUUCCCUUGAGCUGCUCUCUCCUGUUUUAGCUAUUUUAAAGAAGGAUAAUCAGGAAAUAUUGCUGGAGGCCCGCAAAUUAGCUGAAAAAGUAUUUGAAAGCUGUGCUGCAAAAAUCAAACCGUGUCUUGUACAAGCUGUAGAAACUGAAGCUCUUUCUUUAGAUGAAUAUAGUAAUGUGGUUGCUGGUAUAUGUGGGAUAACCCGUGUUAAAGAAAAUGGUGGUCAAGCAGAAAAUGAUGGUCCUGCAUGUGGGGAACCACCUGCUGUGGAGGAAAAUUUGGUCGAACCGUCAUCACAUGAUGUGCCUCAGGUUGAGGAUAAUAUAUUAGUUGAAUCAUCCACAAAUGAUAUACCUCAGCUUAUCAAUUCGUCUCAGGAUGAUGAGAGAGCUGUCGAGUCAGCACCAUCUGACAACCUGGUGCCUGGUGAAACUGUAGAUGAUGAACCCAUUAAGGAUGCAGUUCCUGAUGGAUCUCCACAGGCAGCUAAGAUUAAUGAUUCUGCCGAAGACAAUAAUGAAGGUCCUUCAGCAGGCCAUGAUGAAUUGGUAGAUAUGAAUGAAAACACUGCUGUUAUAUCUCUAACACCUGACAUCACAAAAGAGGUUCAAAUUGAGUUACUGCCUGAACAAUCCAUGAAGAUUAUUACCAACAUGUCAGAGGAUGGACAACAUACUGAUAAAAAAUCUGAUGACAAAAAAUCUGAUACCAACGAAGCAAUCAACGCUGAACCUGAGGAUGGUCAACAUUCUGAACAGUUAGAUAAUAAUAAUAUGGAAAGUAAGGCUGAAUCCAGUGAUUUGGGAAGCACAAAAGUGGUAAAAUUGAAGCUGAAAUCAGAAGAAACAACUGGGAAGGGUUCGAAGAUACCAGAGGAUGAUGCCCAAGAAACUGACCAAAUAACAGAAAAUAAUGAGAUUGAGCCUGUUGAUUUGGAAAGCUCAAAAAUGGUUAAAUCAAAGCGAAAAUCAGAGCUAACUGGCAGAAAGAGAUCAAAGAAGCCCGAUGAUGCUAAUGAAGCUGGUAAGGCUGAAUCUGGUGAUUUGGGCAACAUAAAGGUGUUUAAACUAAAGUUUAAGUCAGAGGAAACUGCCAGAGGAAGUUCCAAAACUCCAGAUGAAGGUCAAGACACUGGCCAACUCACAGAUACUAAUGAAGCAACUAAGGCUGAAUUAAAUAGCACUAAGGUGAUAAAACCUGAGUCGAAAUCAGGGCAGACUACUACUAGCAGGAAAAGACGAAGAAAACUCAACUCCUUUUCCACUAGAGAGCCUUCUGGCUCCUCCUUUGUUGAUGAUGGUGAGAAAGAAGCAGGCAAACUGUCAGAACUCAUAGACCAUAAUGAAGAGGUUCCCUGUCCACCUUCACAGCAAGCCAAACUUUCAGGAAAUACACAAAAGAAUGAACAACUUGCUUCUCCAUCCCAAAGUGAAACUCUUCUUGAUGAGAAUCAACCAAAAAGGUCUGCACAGGUAAAUAAAAAGUUGAAGCAAAGAGUUGAGGGGCCAAGUGAUUCAGAAGUGAGAAAUAAAAAACAGUUGGGGAAGAAGGUGUCUGUUAAAGAUACAACCGAAAGUAAGUCUACACCUGUAGUAGGUGGACAAGUAAGAAGGACGCGAACUAUAGAUAAGAAAGGCACAAGUAGCAAUAUUGACAUAUCGUCGUUGAAACGGAAAAGUGGGGGAAAAGGUAGCCAGGUCAAACGUAACUCUGACAAGGAUAUGACUUCAAAGUCUUCUUCCAAAGCCCACAAAAAGGAUCUUCAAAUUUCACCAAAACGUUACAACAAAUUGCUUGAUGAUGAAAGUGAGGAUCAUAUGGUGGAAGAAACUCCCAAAAUAAAAUCUAAGACGAAACGUAAUUCAGAAAAAGAUAAAGAAACUCAACAUCCGACAAAACCUUCCUCAACAUCGCCUGAAGAUAUAGAUUAUUCAGAGGAAACUCCUAAGUUAAGUUCCAAGAGGAAGCGCGGUGGAAAAGAUGAAGCUUCAGGUGAUAUAAAAUAUAAUGACAGUUUGGUUGGUUCCAAGGAUAAAGUAUGCUGCCCGGAUGAUGCACAGAAGAAUAACAAGAACAAGAUGACGUCUUCGGGAGAAAAACUCGGAGAUCAGCUUGUCAAAGCUGGGAAUAAUCUCCUUCCGCCUCCAACUUCGGUUGAUGAACUGCUUGAAAAGCUUGACCAUAUUGAGGCUCUCCUAAUAAAAGUGGAACAGUUGCCACCCAAGUCGAUGUUAGAGGCUAUUAUUCCAUUGAUUAAAUCAUUGGUUGCAAAUGAACUUAUAAAACAUUCAGAUAUAGAUGUGAAAGUUGCAGUUGCCUGUUGUAUCAGUGAGAUAACCAGAAUCACUGCACCGGAAGUUCCAUAUGAUGAUGAGAAGAUGGAGGAGGUCUUUGAGUUGAUUGUAUCCUCGUUCGAAAACUUAUCUGACAAGUCAAGCCGUUCAUACACCAAAAGGACCUCGAUUUUAAAAACAGUUGCUAAUGUUAGAUCAUGUGUGAUCAUGUUAGAUCUGGAAUGUGAAUGGCUUAUUGCUGACAUGUUUCAGCACUUUCUGAAAACCAUAAGGGAUUAUCAUCCAAAGAAUGUCUUUUCUUAUAUGAUGGCCAUUAUGGUACACGUACUGGAAGAAAGUGAAGACGUUUCCCUUGAGCUGCUCUCUCCUGUUUUAGCUAUUUUAAAGAAGGAUAAUCAGGAAAUAUUGCUGGAGGCCCGCAAAUUAGCUGAAAAAGUAUUUGAAAGCUGUGCUGCAAAAAUCAAACCGUGUCUUGUACAAGCUGUAGAAACUGAAGCUCUUUCUUUAGAUGAAUAUAGUAAUGUGGUUGCUGGUAUAUGUGGGAUAACCCGUGUUAAAGAAAAUGGUGGUCAAGCAGAAAAUGAUGGUCCUGCAUGUGGGGAACCACCUGCUGUGGAGGAAAAUUUGGUCGAACCGUCAUCACAUGAUGUGCCUCAGGUUGAGGAUAAUAUAUUAGUUGAAUCAUCCACAAAUGAUAUACCUCAGCUUAUCAAUUCGUCUCAGGAUGAUGAGAGAGCUGUCGAGUCAGCACCAUCUGACAACCUGGUGCCUGGUGAAACUGUAGAUGAUGAACCCAUUAAGGAUGCAGUUCCUGAUGGAUCUCCACAGGCAGCUAAGAUUAAUGAUUCUGCCGAAGACAAUAAUGAAGGUCCUUCAGCAGGCCAUGAUGAAUUGGUAGAUAUGAAUGAAAACACUGCUGUUAUAUCUCUAACACCUGACAUCACAAAAGAGGUUCAAAUUGAGUUACUGCCUGAACAAUCCAUGAAGAUUAUUACCAACAUGUCAGAGGAUGGACAACAUACUGAUAAAAAAUCUGAUGACAAAAAAUCUGAUACCAACGAAGCAAUCAACGCUGAACCUGAGGAUGGUCAACAUUCUGAACAGUUAGAUAAUAAUAAUAUGGAAAGUAAGGCUGAAUCCAGUGAUUUGGGAAGCACAAAAGUGGUAAAAUUGAAGCUGAAAUCAGAAGAAACAACUGGGAAGGGUUCGAAGAUACCAGAGGAUGAUGCCCAAGAAACUGACCAAAUAACAGAAAAUAAUGAGAUUGAGCCUGUUGAUUUGGAAAGCUCAAAAAUGGUUAAAUCAAAGCGAAAAUCAGAGCUAACUGGCAGAAAGAGAUCAAAGAAGCCCGAUGAUGCUAAUGAAGCUGGUAAGGCUGAAUCUGGUGAUUUGGGCAACAUAAAGGUGUUUAAACUAAAGUUUAAGUCAGAGGAAACUGCCAGAGGAAGUUCCAAAACUCCAGAUGAAGGUCAAGACACUGGCCAACUCACAGAUACUAAUGAAGCAACUAAGGCUGAAUUAAAUAGCACUAAGGUGAUAAAACCUGAGUCGAAAUCAGGGCAGACUACUACUAGCAGGAAAAGACGAAGAAAACUCAACUCCUUUUCCACUAGAGAGCCUUCUGGCUCCUCCUUUGUUGAUGAUGGUGAGAAAGAAGCAGGCAAACUGUCAGAACUCAUAGACCAUAAUGAAGAGGUUCCCUGUCCACCUUCACAGCAAGCCAAACUUUCAGGAAAUACACAAAAGAAUGAACAACUUGCUUCUCCAUCCCAAAGUGAAACUCUUCUUGAUGAGAAUCAACCAAAAAGGUCUGCACAGGUAAAUAAAAAGUUGAAGCAAAGAGUUGAGGGGCCAAGUGAUUCAGAAGUGAGAAAUAAAAAACAGUUGGGGAAGAAGGUGUCUGUUAAAGAUACAACCGAAAGUAAGUCUACACCUGUAGUAGGUGGACAAGUAAGAAGGACGCGAACUAUAGAUAAGAAAGGCACAAGUAGCAAUAUUGACAUAUCGUCGUUGAAACGGAAAAGUGGGGGAAAAGGUAGCCAGGUCAAACGUAACUCUGACAAGGAUAUGACUUCAAAGUCUUCUUCCAAAGCCCACAAAAAGGAUCUUCAAAUUUCACCAAAACGUUACAACAAAUUGCUUGAUGAUGAAAGUGAGGAUCAUAUGGUGGAAGAAACUCCCAAAAUAAAAUCUAAGACGAAACGUAAUUCAGAAAAAGAUAAAGAAACUCAACAUCCGACAAAACCUUCCUCAACAUCGCCUGAAGAUAUAGAUUAUUCAGAGGAAACUCCUAAGUUAAGUUCCAAGAGGAAGCGCGGUGGAAAAGAUGAAGCUUCAGGUGAUAUAAAAUAUAAUGACAGUUUGGUUGGUUCCAAGGAUAAAGUAUGCUGCCCGGAUGAUGCACAGAAGAAUAACAAGAACAAGAUGACGUCUUCGGGAGAAAAACUCGGAGAUCAGCUUGUCAAAGCUGGGAAUAAUCUCCUUCCGCCUCCAACUUCGGUUGAUGAACUGCUUGAAAAGCUUGACCAUAUUGAGGCUCUCCUAAUAAAAGUGGAACAGUUGCCACCCAAGUCGAUGUUAGAGGCUAUUAUUCCAUUGAUUAAAUCAUUGGUUGCAAAUGAACUUAUAAAACAUUCAGAUAUAGAUGUGAAAGUUGCAGUUGCCUGUUGUAUCAGUGAGAUAACCAGAAUCACUGCACCGGAAGUUCCAUAUGAUGAUGAGAAGAUGGAGGAGGUCUUUGAGUUGAUUGUAUCCUCGUUCGAAAACUUAUCUGACAAGUCAAGCCGUUCAUACACCAAAAGGACCUCGAUUUUAAAAACAGUUGCUAAUGUUAGAUCAUGUGUGAUCAUGUUAGAUCUGGAAUGUGAAUGGCUUAUUGCUGACAUGUUUCAGCACUUUCUGAAAACCAUAAGGGAUUAUCAUCCAAAGAAUGUCUUUUCUUAUAUGAUGGCCAUUAUGGUACACGUACUGGAAGAAAGUGAAGACGUUUCCCUUGAGCUGCUCUCUCCUGUUUUAGCUAUUUUAAAGAAGGAUAAUCAGGAAAUAUUGCUGGAGGCCCGCAAAUUAGCUGAAAAAGUAUUUGAAAGCUGUGCUGCAAAAAUCAAACCGUGUCUUGUACAAGCUGUAGAAACUGAAGCUCUUUCUUUAGAUGAAUAUAGUAAUGUGGUUGCUGGUAUAUGUGGGAUAACCCGUGUUAAAGAAAAUGGUGGUCAAGCAGAAAAUGAUGGUCCUGCAUGUGGGGAACCACCUGCUGUGGAGGAAAAUUUGGUCGAACCGUCAUCACAUGAUGUGCCUCAGGUUGAGGAUAAUAUAUUAGUUGAAUCAUCCACAAAUGAUAUACCUCAGCUUAUCAAUUCGUCUCAGGAUGAUGAGAGAGCUGUCGAGUCAGCACCAUCUGACAACCUGGUGCCUGGUGAAACUGUAGAUGAUGAACCCAUUAAGGAUGCAGUUCCUGAUGGAUCUCCACAGGCAGCUAAGAUUAAUGAUUCUGCCGAAGACAAUAAUGAAGGUCCUUCAGCAGGCCAUGAUGAAUUGGUAGAUAUGAAUGAAAACACUGCUGUUAUAUCUCUAACACCUGACAUCACAAAAGAGGUUCAAAUUGAGUUACUGCCUGAACAAUCCAUGAAGAUUAUUACCAACAUGUCAGAGGAUGGACAACAUACUGAUAAAAAAUCUGAUGACAAAAAAUCUGAUACCAACGAAGCAAUCAACGCUGAACCUGAGGAUGGUCAACAUUCUGAACAGUUAGAUAAUAAUAAUAUGGAAAGUAAGGCUGAAUCCAGUGAUUUGGGAAGCACAAAAGUGGUAAAAUUGAAGCUGAAAUCAGAAGAAACAACUGGGAAGGGUUCGAAGAUACCAGAGGAUGAUGCCCAAGAAACUGACCAAAUAACAGAAAAUAAUGAGAUUGAGCCUGUUGAUUUGGAAAGCUCAAAAAUGGUUAAAUCAAAGCGAAAAUCAGAGCUAACUGGCAGAAAGAGAUCAAAGAAGCCCGAUGAUGCUAAUGAAGCUGGUAAGGCUGAAUCUGGUGAUUUGGGCAACAUAAAGGUGUUUAAACUAAAGUUUAAGUCAGAGGAAACUGCCAGAGGAAGUUCCAAAACUCCAGAUGAAGGUCAAGACACUGGCCAACUCACAGAUACUAAUGAAGCAACUAAGGCUGAAUUAAAUAGCACUAAGGUGAUAAAACCUGAGUCGAAAUCAGGGCAGACUACUACUAGCAGGAAAAGACGAAGAAAACUCAACUCCUUUUCCACUAGAGAGCCUUCUGGCUCCUCCUUUGUUGAUGAUGGUGAGAAAGAAGCAGGCAAACUGUCAGAACUCAUAGACCAUAAUGAAGAGGUUCCCUGUCCACCUUCACAGCAAGCCAAACUUUCAGGAAAUACACAAAAGAAUGAACAACUUGCUUCUCCAUCCCAAAGUGAAACUCUUCUUGAUGAGAAUCAACCAAAAAGGUCUGCACAGGUAAAUAAAAAGUUGAAGCAAGGAGUUGAGGGGCCAAGUGAUUCAGAAGUGAGAAAUAAAAAACAGUUGGGGAAGAAGGUGUCUGUUAAAGAUACAACCGAAAGUAAGUCUACACCUGUAGUAGGUGGACAAGUAAGAAGGACGCGAACUAUAGAUAAGAAAGGCACAAGUAGCAAUAUUGACAUAUCGUCGUUGAAACGGAAAAGUGGGGGAAAAGGUAGCCAGGUCAAACGUAACUCUGACAAGGAUAUGACUUCAAAGUCUUCUUCCAAAGCCCACAAAAAGGAUCUUCAAAUUUCACCAAAACGUUACAACAAAUUGCUUGAUGAUGAAAGUGAGGAUCAUAUGGUGGAAGAAACUCCCAAAAUAAAAUCUAAGACGAAACGUAAUUCAGAAAAAGAUAAAGAAACUCAACAUCCGACAAAACCUUCCUCAACAUCGCCUGAAGAUAUAGAUUAUUCAGAGGAAACUCCUAAGUUAAGUUCCAAGAGGAAGCGCGGUGGAAAAGAUGAAGCUUCAGGUGAUAUAAAAUAUAAUGACAGUUUGGUUGGUUCCAAGGAUAAAGUAUGCUGCCCGGAUGAUGCACAGAAGAAUAACAAGAACAAGAUGACGUCUUCGGGAGAAAAACUCGGAGAUCAGCUUGUCAAAGCUGGGAAUAAUCUCCUUCCGCCUCCAACUUCGGUUGAUGAACUGCUUGAAAAGCUUGACCAUAUUGAGGCUCUCCUAAUAAAAGUGGAACAGUUGCCACCCAAGUCGAUGUUAGAGGCUAUUAUUCCAUUGAUUAAAUCAUUGGUUGCAAAUGAACUUAUAAAACAUUCAGAUAUAGAUGUGAAAGUUGCAGUUGCCUGUUGUAUCAGUGAGAUAACCAGAAUCACUGCACCGGAAGUUCCAUAUGAUGAUGAGAAGAUGGAGGAGGUCUUUGAGUUGAUUGUAUCCUCGUUCGAAAACUUAUCUGACAAGUCAAGCCGUUCAUACACCAAAAGGACCUCGAUUUUAAAAACAGUUGCUAAUGUUAGAUCAUGUGUGAUCAUGUUAGAUCUGGAAUGUGAAUGGCUUAUUGCUGACAUGUUUCAGCACUUUCUGAAAACCAUAAGGGAUUAUCAUCCAAAGAAUGUCUUUUCUUAUAUGAUGGCCAUUAUGGUACACGUACUGGAAGAAAGUGAAGACGUUUCCCUUGAGCUGCUCUCUCCUGUUUUAGCUAUUUUAAAGAAGGAUAAUCAGGAAAUAUUGCUGGAGGCCCGCAAAUUAGCUGAAAAAGUAUUUGAAAGCUGUGCUGCAAAAAUCAAACCGUGUCUUGUACAAGCUGUAGAAACUGAAGCUCUUUCUUUAGAUGAAUAUAGUAAUGUGGUUGCUGGUAUAUGUGGGAUAACCCGUGUUAAAGAAAAUGGUGGUCAAGCAGAAAAUGAUGGUCCUGCAUGUGGGGAACCACCUGCUGUGGAGGAAAAUUUGGUCGAACCGUCAUCACAUGAUGUGCCUCAGGUUGAGGAUAAUAUAUUAGUUGAAUCAUCCACAAAUGAUAUACCUCAGCUUAUCAAUUCGUCUCAGGAUGAUGAGAGAGCUGUCGAGUCAGCACCAUCUGACAACCUGGUGCCUGGUGAAACUGUAGAUGAUGAACCCAUUAAGGAUGCAGUUCCUGAUGGAUCUCCACAGGCAGCUAAGAUUAAUGAUUCUGCCGAAGACAAUAAUGAAGGUCCUUCAGCAGGCCAUGAUGAAUUGGUAGAUAUGAAUGAAAACACUGCUGUUAUAUCUCUAACACCUGACAUCACAAAAGAGGUUCAAAUUGAGUUACUGCCUGAACAAUCCAUGAAGAUUAUUACCAACAUGUCAGAGGAUGGACAACAUACUGAUAAAAAAUCUGAUGACAAAAAAUCUGAUACCAACGAAGCAAUCAACGCUGAACCUGAGGAUGGUCAACAUUCUGAACAGUUAGAUAAUAAUAAUAUGGAAAGUAAGGCUGAAUCCAGUGAUUUGGGAAGCACAAAAGUGGUAAAAUUGAAGCUGAAAUCAGAAGAAACAACUGGGAAGGGUUCGAAGAUACCAGAGGAUGAUGCCCAAGAAACUGACCAAAUAACAGAAAAUAAUGAGAUUGAGCCUGUUGAUUUGGAAAGCUCAAAAAUGGUUAAAUCAAAGCGAAAAUCAGAGCUAACUGGCAGAAAGAGAUCAAAGAAGCCCGAUGAUGCUAAUGAAGCUGGUAAGGCUGAAUCUGGUGAUUUGGGCAACAUAAAGGUGUUUAAACUAAAGUUUAAGUCAGAGGAAACUGCCAGAGGAAGUUCCAAAACUCCAGAUGAAGGUCAAGACACUGGCCAACUCACAGAUACUAAUGAAGCAACUAAGGCUGAAUUAAAUAGCACUAAGGUGAUAAAACCUGAGUCGAAAUCAGGGCAGACUACUACUAGCAGGAAAAGACGAAGAAAACUCAACUCCUUUUCCACUAGAGAGCCUUCUGGCUCCUCCUUUGUUGAUGAUGGUGAGAAAGAAGCAGGCAAACUGUCAGAACUCAUAGACCAUAAUGAAGAGGUUCCCUGUCCACCUUCACAGCAAGCCAAACUUUCAGGAAAUACACAAAAGAAUGAACAACUUGCUUCUCCAUCCCAAAGUGAAACUCUUCUUGAUGAGAAUCAACCAAAAAGGUCUGCACAGGUAAAUAAAAAGUUGAAGCAAGGAGUUGAGGGGCCAAGUGAUUCAGAAGUGAGAAAUAAAAAACUGUUGGGGAAGAAGGUGUCUGUUAAAGAUACAACCGAAAGUAAGUCUACACCUGUAGUAGGUGGACAAGUAAGAAGGACGCGAACUAUAGAUAAGAAAGGCACAAGUAGCAAUAUUGACAUAUCGUCGUUGAAACGGAAAAGUGGGGGAAAAGGUAGCCAGAUCAAAAGUAACUCUGACAAGGAUAUGACUUCAAAGUCUUCUUCCAAAGCCCACAAAAAGGAUCUUCAAAUUUCACCAAAACGUUACAACAAAUUGCUUGAUGAUGAAAGUGAGGAUCAUAUGGUGGAAGAAACUCCCAAAAUAAAAUCUAAGACGAAACGUAAUUCAGAAAAAGAUAAAGAAACUCAACAUCCGACAAAACCUUCCUCAACAUCGCCUGAAGAUAUAGAUUAUUCAGAGGAAACUCCUAAGUUAAGUUCCAAGAGGAAGCGCGGUGGAAAAGAUGAAGCUUCAGGUGAUAUAAAAUAUAAUGACAGUUUGGUUGGUUCCAAGGUUAAAGUAUACUGCCCGGAUGAUGCACAGAAGAAUAACAAGAACAAGAUGACGUCUUCGGGAGAAAAACUCGGAGAUCAGCUUGUCAAAGCUGGGAAUAAUCUCCUUCCGCCUCCAACUUCGGUUGAUGAACUGCUUGAAAAGCUUGACCAUAUUGAGGCUCUCCUAAUAAAAGUGGAACAGUUGCCACCCAAGUCGAUGUUAGAGGCUAUUAUUCCAUUGAUUAAAUCAUUGGUUGCAAAUGAACUUAUAAAACAUUCAGAUAUAGAUGUGAAAGUUGCAGUUGCCUGUUGUAUCAGUGAGAUAACCAGAAUCACUGCACCGGAAGUUCCAUAUGAUGAUGAGAAGAUGGAGGAGGUCUUUGAGUUGAUUGUAUCCUCGUUCGAAAACUUAUCUGACAAGUCAAGCCGUUCAUACACCAAAAGGACCUCGAUUUUAAAAACAGUUGCUAAUGUUAGAUCAUGUGUGAUCAUGUUAGAUCUGGAAUGUGAAUGGCUUAUUGCUGACAUGUUUCAGCACUUUCUGAAAACCAUAAGGGAUUAUCAUCCAAAGAAUGUCUUUUCUUAUAUGAUGGCCAUUAUGGUACACGUACUGGAAGAAAGUGAAGACGUUUCCCUUGAGCUGCUCUCUCCUGUUUUAGCUAUUUUAAAGAAGGAUAAUCAGGAAAUAUUGCUGGAGGCCCGCAAAUUAGCUGAAAAAGUAUUUGAAAGCUGUGCUGCAAAAAUCAAACCGUGUCUUGUACAAGCUGUAGAAACUGAAGCUCUUUCUUUAGAUGAAUAUAGUAAUGUGGUUGCUGGUAUAUGUGGGAUAACCCGUGUUAAAGAAAAUGGUGGUCAAGCAGAAAAUGAUGGUCCUGCAUGUGGGGAACCACCUGCUGUGGAGGAAAAUUUGGUCGAACCGUCAUCACAUGAUGUGCCUCAGGUUGAGGAUAAUAUAUUAGUUGAAUCAUCCACAAAUGAUAUACCUCAGCUUAUCAAUUCGUCUCAGGAUGAUGAGAGAGCUGUCGAGUCAGCACCAUCUGACAACCUGGUGCCUGGUGAAACUGUAGAUGAUGAACCCAUUAAGGAUGCAGUUCCUGAUGGAUCUCCACAGGCAGCUAAGAUUAAUGAUUCUGCCGAAGACAAUAAUGAAGGUCCUUCAGCAGGCCAUGAUGAAUUGGUAGAUAUGAAUGAAAACACUGCUGUUAUAUCUCUAACACCUGACAUCACAAAAGAGGUUCAAAUUGAGUUACUGCCUGAACAAUCCAUGAAGAUUAUUACCAACAUGUCAGAGGAUGGACAACAUACUGAUAAAAAAUCUGAUGACAAAAAAUCUGAUACCAACGAAGCAAUCAACGCUGAACCUGAGGAUGGUCAACAUUCUGAACAGUUAGAUAAUAAUAAUAUGGAAAGUAAGGCUGAAUCCAGUGAUUUGGGAAGCACAAAAGUGGUAAAAUUGAAGCUGAAAUCAGAAGAAACAACUGGGAAGGGUUCGAAGAUACCAGAGGAUGAUGCCCAAGAAACUGACCAAAUAACAGAAAAUAAUGAGAUUGAGCCUGUUGAUUUGGAAAGCUCAAAAAUGGUUAAAUCAAAGCGAAAAUCAGAGCUAACUGGCAGAAAGAGAUCAAAGAAGCCCGAUGAUGCUAAUGAAGCUGGUAAGGCUGAAUCUGGUGAUUUGGGCAACAUAAAGGUGUUUAAACUAAAGUUUAAGUCAGAGGAAACUGCCAGAGGAAGUUCCAAAACUCCAGAUGAAGGUCAAGACACUGGCCAACUCACAGAUACUAAUGAAGCAACUAAGGCUGAAUUAAAUAGCACUAAGGUGAUAAAACCUGAGUCGAAAUCAGGGCAGACUACUACUAGCAGGAAAAGACGAAGAAAACUCAACUCCUUUUCCACUAGAGAGCCUUCUGGCUCCUCCUUUGUUGAUGAUGGUGAGAAAGAAGCAGGCAAACUGUCAGAACUCAUAGACCAUAAUGAAGAGGUUCCCUGUCCACCUUCACAGCAAGCCAAACUUUCAGGAAAUACACAAAAGAAUGAACAACUUGCUUCUCCAUCCCAAAGUGAAACUCUUCUUGAUGAGAAUCAACCAAAAAGGUCUGCACAGGUAAAUAAAAAGUUGAAGCAAGGAGUUGAGGGGCCAAGUGAUUCAGAAGUGAGAAAUAAAAAACUGUUGGGGAAGAAGGUGUCUGUUAAAGAUACAACCGAAAGUAAGUCUACACCUGUAGUAGGUGGACAAGUAAGAAGGACGCGAACUAUAGAUAAGAAAGGCACAAGUAGCAAUAUUGACAUAUCGUCGUUGAAACGGAAAAGUGGGGGAAAAGGUAGCCAGAUCAAAAGUAACUCUGACAAGGAUAUGACUUCAAAGUCUUCUUCCAAAGCCCACAAAAAGGAUCUUCAAAUUUCACCAAAACGUUACAACAAAUUGCUUGAUGAUGAAAGUGAGGAUCAUAUGGUGGAAGAAACUCCCAAAAUAAAAUCUAAGACGAAACGUAAUUCAGAAAAAGAUAAAGAAACUCAACAUCCGACAAAACCUUCCUCAACAUCGCCUGAAGAUAUAGAUUAUUCAGAGGAAACUCCUAAGUUAAGUUCCAAGAGGAAGCGCGGUGGAAAAGAUGAAGCUUCAGGUGAUAUAAAAUAUAAUGACAGUUUGGUUGGUUCCAAGGUUAAAGUAUACUGCCCGGAUGAUGCACAGAAGAAUAACAAGAACAAGAUGACGUCUUCGGGAGAAAAACUCGGAGAUCAGCUUGUCAAAGCUGGGAAUAAUCUCCUUCCGCCUCCAACUUCGGUUGAUGAACUGCUUGAAAAGCUUGACCAUAUUGAGGCUCUCCUAAUAAAAGUGGAACAGUUGCCACCCAAGUCGAUGUUAGAGGCUAUUAUUCCAUUGAUUAAAUCAUUGGUUGCAAAUGAACUUAUAAAACAUUCAGAUAUAGAUGUGAAAGUUGCAGUUGCCUGUUGUAUCAGUGAGAUAACCAGAAUCACUGCACCGGAAGUUCCAUAUGAUGAUGAGAAGAUGGAGGAGGUCUUUGAGUUGAUUGUAUCCUCGUUCGAAAACUUAUCUGACAAGUCAAGCCGUUCAUACACCAAAAGGACCUCGAUUUUAAAAACAGUUGCUAAUGUUAGAUCAUGUGUGAUCAUGUUAGAUCUGGAAUGUGAAUGGCUUAUUGCUGACAUGUUUCAGCACUUUCUGAAAACCAUAAGGGAUUAUCAUCCAAAGAAUGUCUUUUCUUAUAUGAUGGCCAUUAUGGUACACGUACUGGAAGAAAGUGAAGACGUUUCCCUUGAGCUGCUCUCUCCUGUUUUAGCUAUUUUAAAGAAGGAUAAUCAGGAAAUAUUGCUGGAGGCCCGCAAAUUAGCUGAAAAAGUAUUUGAAAGCUGUGCUGCAAAAAUCAAACCGUGUCUUGUACAAGCUGUAGAAACUGAAGCUCUUUCUUUAGAUGAAUAUAGUAAUGUGGUUGCUGGUAUAUGUGGGAUAACCUGUGUUAAAGAAAAUGGUGGUCAAGCAGAAAAUGAUGGUCCUGCAUGUGGGGAACCACCUGCUGUGGAGGAAAAUUUGGUCGAACCGUCAUCACAUGAUGUGCCUCAGGUUGAGGAUAAUAUAUUAGUUGAAUCAUCCACAAAUGAUAUACCUCAGCUUAUCAAUUCGUCUCAGGAUGAUGAGAGAGCUGUCGAGUCAGCACCAUCUGACAACCUGGUGCCUGGUGAAACUGUAGAUGAUGAACCCAUUAAGGAUGCAGUUCCUGAUGGAUCUCCACAGGCAGCUAAGAUUAAUGAUUCUGCCGAAGACAAUAAUGAAGGUCCUUCAGCAGGCCAUGAUGAAUUGGUAGAUAUGAAUGAAAACACUGCUGUUAUAUCUCUAACACCUGACAUCACAAAAGAGGUUCAAAUUGAGUUACUGCCUGAACAAUCCAUGAAGAUUAUUACCAACAUGUCAGAGGAUGGACAACAUACUGAUAAAAAAUCUGAUGACAAAAAAUCUGAUACCAACGAAGCAAUCAACGCUGAACCUGAGGAUGGUCAACAUUCUGAACAGUUAGAUAAUAAUAAUAUGGAAAGUAAGGCUGAAUCCAGUGAUUUGGGAAGCACAAAAGUGGUAAAAUUGAAGCUGAAACCAGAGGAUGAUGCCCAAGAAACUGACCAAAUAACAGAAAUAAUGAGAUUGUGCCUGGUGAUUUGGGAUGCUCAAAAAUGGUUAAAUCAAAGCAAAAAUCAGAAAGUCAGCAAGGUGUUGAAGGGGCCAAGUGAUUCAGAAGUGAGAAAUAAAAAACAGUCGGGGAAGGUGUCUGUUAGAGAUACAACCGAAAGUAAGUCUGCACCUGUGGUAGGUGGACAAGGAAGAAAGACGGCAACUAUAGAUAAGAAAGACACAAGUAGCAAUACUGACACAUCGUCGUUGAAACGGAAAAGUGGGGGACAAAGUAGCCAGGUCAAAAGUAACUCUGACAAAGAUAUGACUUCAAAGUCUUCUUCCAAAGCCCACAAAAAGGAUCUUCAAAUUUCACCAAAACGUUACAACAAAUUGCUUGAUGAUGAAAGUGAGGAUCAUAUGGUGGAAGAAACUCCCAAGAUAAACUCUAAGACGAAGCGUAAUUCAGGAAAAGAUAAAGAAACUCAACAUCCGACAAAACCUUCCUCAACAUCACCUGAAGAUAUGGAUUAUUCAGAGGAAACUCUUAAGUUAAGUUCCAAGAGGAAGCGCAGUGGAAAAGAUGAAGCUUCAGGUGAUAUAAAAUAUAAUGACAGUUUGGUUGGUUCCAAGGUUAAAGUAUGGUGGCCUGAUGAUGCACAGUUCUAUCUUGGUGUAAUUGAUUCUUUUGAUUCUGUUAAAAAGAAGCAUAAGGUUUUGUAUGAUGAUGGGGAUGAGGAGACUUUAAUUCUUAAUUCUUUAGCUCGAUCACAAUCAUGCCGCACCAUCUUCGGUUCCAGCGAGAUUCCAUCGCGUUUAUUUGGUCAGGACAGCCUUACAAGACCAACCAAUAAUCGAAUCGCCGGUAUUGGAGAUUUAAAGUGUUCCCUAUCCAAUUAUGCUUCAUCAAACAAAGGAUUCAACAGUCAUCAUUCUUUCUCUACAGACACCAGUUCUAGCCGGAUCAAUAACUCCGAUUUCACUGAGAUGGCUUGGGAGGGAAUUGUUGGAGCAGUAGAUGCAGUUCGGGUUAGCAAACAACAAGUGGUGGAAACGGAGCAUUUAGUGAAAGCGCUCUUGGAGCAAAAAGAUGGUCUGGGUCGAAGAAUUUUCACAAAAGCUGGUCUUGACAAUACAUCUGUUUUACAAGCAACAGAGGAUUAUAUAGCUCAACAACCCAAGAUUGGUGGUGACACUAGUGGCCCUAUAGUAGGAUCACAUUUGAAGUCCCUCUUGGAAAAUGCUAGGGUUCUUAAGAAAGAAAUGGGAGAUUUCUUGGAACAUCUAGUACUAGCAUUGCUUAAAGACAGGAGAUUUGGGCAGAAGUUGUUGAAAGACCUUCAAAUUAGCGAGAAAACUCUAAAGGAAGCUGUUCAAGCUGUUCGUGGAACUCAGAGAGUCACUGACCAAAAUCCUGAAGGGAAGUAUGAGGCUCUUGAAAAAUAUGGUAAUGAUUUGACUGAGCUUGCUAGGCGAGGGAAACUUGAUCCGGUUAUAGGCAGAGAUGAUGAAAUUCGAAGGUGCAUUCAGAUUCUAUCACGCAGGACGAAGAAUAACCCUGUCAUUAUUGGUGAGCCUGGAGUUGGGAAAACUGCAAUAGCAGAAGGAUUAGCCCAAAGAAUUGUUCGGGGAGAUGUUCCUGAACCCUUACUGAAUCGGAAGUUGAUCUCCCUGGAUAUGGGUUCAUUACUUGCUGGUGCAAAAUUUAGAGGUGAUUUUGAGGAGAGGUUAAAAGCUGUACUUAAAGAAGUCACGGCUUCAAAUGGGCAAAUUAUUUUAUUCAUCGAUGAGAUUCAUACAGUCGUUGGAGCUGGUGCUACUGGUGGAGCAAUGGAUGCAGGAAACUUGUUGAAGCCAAUGCUAGGUCGUGGUGAGCUUCGAUGCAUUGGAGCUACCACAUUAACCGAAUAUAGGAAAUACAUUGAAAAGGAUCCUGCUUUAGAACGUAGAUUUCAACAGGUUUCCUGUGGACAGCCAUCUGUAGGAGAUACCAUCUCCAUUCUUCGAGGACUGCGUGAACGCUAUGAGCUUCAUCAUGGUGUUAAAAUAUCAGACAGUGCACUUGUUUCAGCUGCAGUCCUUGCAGAUCGAUAUAUAACUGAGCGGUUCCUGCCCGACAAAGCCAUUGAUCUAGUAGAUGAAGCUGCAGCAAAGCUGAAAAUGGAGAUCACUUCAAAACCCACAGAGUUAGAUGAGAUUGAUAGAGCCGUCCUAAAGUUAGAAAUGGAAAAACUCUCUCUGAAAAAAGACACAGACAAAGCUUCAAAAGAAAGGUUAACGAAAUUGGAGGCCGAUCUCAACUCACUCAAACAAAAGCAAAACGAGUUAAACGAGCAAUGGGGACGUGAAAAAGUUCUUAUGAACAGAAUCCGUUCUAUCAAAGAAGAGAUUGAUCGAGUAAAUCUUGAAAUGGAAGCAGCCGAGCGUGAGUACGACUUGAACCGCGCAGCCGAACUCAAAUACGGAACAAUGAUAUCGCUCCAGCGCCAGCUGGAUGAAUCCGAGAAUAACCUGACUGAAUACCGCAACUCCGGAGGAUCGUUACUCCGUGAGCUGGUUACGGAUAUAGAUAUUACUGAAAUUGUAAGUAAAUGGACGGGGAUACCCUUAUCGAAUCUUCAGCAGUCGGAGAGGGAUAAACUGGUCAUGUUGGAACAAGUUCUCCACAAAAGAGUUGUUGGGCAGGACAUGGCAGUUAAAUCAGUUGCGGAUGCUAUCCGACGGUCUAGAGCAGGUCUGUCCGAUCCUAACCGUCCAAUUGCGAGCUUCAUGUUCAUGGGUCCCACUGGUGUUGGAAAAACAGAACUCGCAAAGGCCCUGGCCGGAUACCUCUUCAACACAGAAAACGCUUUAGUUAGGAUCGAUAUGAGCGAGUAUAUGGAAAAACAUGCGGUUUCUCGAUUGGUGGGGGCUCCGCCUGGGUACGUAGGUUAUGAGGAAGGCGGGCAGUUGACCGAAGUUGUCAGACGGAGGCCUUAUUGUGUUGUGUUAUUCGAUGAGAUCGAGAAGGCACAUCAUGAUGUGUUUAAUAUCUUGUUGCAAUUAUUGGAUGAUGGGAGGAUAACCGAUUCUCAAGGAAGGACGGUUAGCUUUACGAAUUGUGUUGUCAUUAUGACGUCAAAUAUCUGUUCUCAUCAUAUCCUUGAUACUCUUCAAACCAAACACGAAAAAAGUAAGGAGGCAGUUUACGAUCUAAUGAAAACACAGGUAGUUGAGCUGGCCAGACAGACUUUCCGGCCUGAGUUCAUGAACCGAAUUGACGAAUAUAUCAUCUUUCAACCUCUCGACACGAGCGAAAUCAGCAAGAUUGUUGAGAUUCAGUUAAAUCGGCUAAAGGAAAGACUCGAACAAAGGAAGAUCGAUCUACAAUACACACCGGAAGCAGUAGAACUACUGGGAAAACUAGGGUUCGAACCAAACUUUGGUGCAAGGCCAGUUAAGAGAGUUAUCCAACAGUUAGUUGAAAACGAAAUAGCUAAAGGGAUCUUGAAAGGAGAUUUCAAUGAAGACGACUCUAUCAUUAUUGAUGCAGACAAUUCACCGUCUUCUUCGAAAAACCGACUUAUUAUCAAGAAAUUGAAUGGAAACAGUUUUGCAAUGGAUCCUCCUAUUGCUGCCAGCAGUUAACACUAAUAUUGCAACAAAAAUGGUGUUUUGGUAAAUAAAGGGUUUUGUAGUAGGAUUGAUUACUUUGAAGUAAUAGGAAAAAAAAAGUUUGUC